AUGAAGGCUUCCGGGUGGAUAGCGGCCACAUUCCUCGCCUCGAGCGUCCUAUCGAUAGAGACCAUCCCAUUCGCACACCCCAUCACCGCAAGUCCUGCACAAACCGGGAGAGCAUAUGACAUCUUGGAACUCUUCAAGCGCGACGGCAACUGCCCAGGCGGAUACGAUCCAUGCGACGACACAGGUGUCUGCUGCCGGACAGAUGCGAGAUGCACCAGCGACGAGGCCGACCACGUCGCAUGCUGCCCUAGCGGCGCAAGCUGCACUGGUACACUGAGCGGCCCGAGCUCCGGGGGGUUCCAGUAUCCUUCUACAUCGGAUGCGACACCGACGGGAGACGAUGGGCCUGAGGUAACCGGAUCGACCAUGUCGGGUGCAUAUCCGUUCGUUUAUGUUCCGACCUCGUUCUCAGAUGCGGAUCAGUGCUCGUCGUACUAUGACCGGUGUCAAACCGACUACACGCAAUGCGUUAGAUACAUGGGGGGAGGCUACGGUGUUACAGUCACUGGAGGCGGAGCGGACUUUACUCAGACUGGUGGCUCGGGGUAUGCGGAGGAGACCUGCUCCAGCCUGAGACAAUCAGCCUGUCACGGCCUCAAUAUAGGAGUCUGUGGUAGCUACGAAGGCGGAUCGGAUGGUGCAGGGUGUAGGCGGACUUCCAGUUUGCAUGAUAUUUUUGUUGGCUUACUGGUUGGCGUUGCUGGGUUCUUCAUUUGA
Molecule: messenger RNA, 717 nt
Organism: Aspergillus calidoustus
Lineage: Eukaryota; Fungi; Ascomycota; Eurotiomycetes; Eurotiales; Aspergillaceae
Source: the annotation of a GenBank genome assembly